Argiope bruennichi is the source of this 3254-nucleotide messenger RNA. RefSeq names its product guanylate cyclase 32E-like. The transcript has 21 exons. The record is from RefSeq and is a predicted model, not a curated record. Gene Ontology annotation, molecular function: ATP binding; guanylate cyclase activity; peptide receptor activity. Lineage: Eukaryota; Metazoa; Arthropoda; Arachnida; Araneae; Araneidae. The coding region runs from base 2 to 2995 and encodes 997 amino acids. Gene Ontology annotation, biological process: protein phosphorylation; receptor guanylyl cyclase signaling pathway; intracellular signal transduction.
GAUGGCAUCUGGCUUCAACCUUCCAAUGAUCUCCUAUUUCUGCGCCAACCCUGAAGUGUCCGAUGUCAAACUGUUUCCCACUUUCGCCCGCACGAGGCCGUCCAACACACUCAUAUCUAGAUCCGUCGCAUCUCUCCUGCUCACUUUCGGUUGGAUGAAAGUAUCCUUUCUGUACUCCAUAGAUCCAGACAGCACCUUCAAAGAAAUAUCCAGAACCAUCGUCAGUGCCCUCGAUGAUGUCGGUAUUCAGAUCAAGUUCUUGGGAACAUGGUCCUAUAUAUAUCAUCAUGGAUACGGCGAGAAUCCGUUCGACAAGCUGGUCGAACAGUCAUACCAAGAGAGCAGGAUCUAUGUCAUCUUGGGCCACAAUUUCGAAUAUUUGGGAAUGAUGAUGAGCCUACAGAGGCGAGGACUUCUCGACAAAGGAGAGUAUUUCGUUGUGGGAGUGGACAUCGAACAAUACGAAAAUCAGAAUCCAAUGAAGUAUUUAAAAGGUUUGCUAAAGGACGAAAUAGAAGAAGACGCCAAAAAGGCUUUCCAAUCCUAUCUCGGAGUGGUGGCCUCACCUCCAAUUGGAUUCGAAGAUUUCGCCACCAAAGUGAACAAGUAUAUGCAGCUGCCACCUUUCAACUUUCCCAAUCCUGUCAGCAGCUUCGGCGGUAUGAAAAAAGUCCCGGCUGAAGGAGCGUAUUUGUACGAUGCUGUAUACGUGUACGCCAGAGCACUGAACGAAUGCCUCAUCAACAAGGAAGAUCCUUACGAUGGACGAGGAAUGAUGAAAUAUAUAUUUGGAAGGACUUAUUUCAGUGCCAUGGGUUAUAUGACAUACAUGGAUGAAAACGGAGACGCAGAAGGAAAUUACACUCUCAUAUCCAGACAAAAAGUGCCCGAAUAUCCUGGAGAAUAUGGGCUCUAUCCAGUGGGAGUAUUUCAACUUCCUGAAAACAAAUCUGCUCUCCCAAACCUGAAAUUCCUUGCAGAUAUCGAGUGGGUAGGUAACGGUCCUCCUGCAGAUGAGCCAGUCUGUGGAUUCCACGGAAAGAAAUGUGUCAUGUGGAAAGUGGCGAUUUUUGUAUCUGGAGUAACAGCGGCCGUAUUACUUCUGGCACUUUUAGUUACUUACAAGAAUUGGGCAUAUGAACAAGAACUGGACAGCCUUUUGUGGAAAAUAGAUUACAAAGAUAUCCAAAUAAAUGAACACACUCCUUCAACAAAUGCUAAUCGUGUGUCUAAGAACGUCCAUCCACUCAUUCGAACGAGUCAAGUUUCGUUGAGUUCCAAUGUGGAAGGGGACUUCCGAUACACUACCAUCUUCACAACGGUCGGCAUCUACAAGGGACGCAUGCUGGCGGUCAAGCGCUUCAAAAAGAAGAGCAUCGAUAUAACCCGAAAGAUGAAGAAAGAGCUGAAAGUAAUGCGUGAUCUACGGCAUGAUAAUCUUAAUCCAUUCGUCGGUGCUUGCGUAGAACCACCAAAUAUAAUUAUCAUCACUGAAUAUUGCUCAAGAGGUAGUCUGAGGGACAUCCUAGAAAAUGAGGAUGUUAAACUGGAUAAUAUGUUCAAUGCAUCUAUUAUUGGAGAUAUUGUCAGGGGCAUGACGUAUCUACACGAGAGUCCUCUCCGUUCCCAUGGCAACCUGAAAUCUUCCAAUUGUCUGGUGGACAGUAGGUGGGUGGUCAAAAUUUCGGACUUUGGACUGCAUGAACUGAAAUUUGGAGCCGACACUGGUGAUAAUGAAAUGGAUUUCGAGAAACAAUGUGAAAAACUCUUGUGGAAAGCUCCUGAAUUACUUCGAGACCCCUGCUCUCCUGCUAAUGGAACACAGAAAGGAGAUAUUUAUUCGUUCGGUAUUAUCUUAUAUGAAAUCAUAAGCCGAAAAGGUCCUUAUGGCCACAUAAGCAUGACGCCUUCAGAGAUUAUCAAGUGCGUGAUUAGAAAGGACCAUGAUCCACCCUUCAGACCGAAAGUGGCUAAACUAUGCGGAUCGUUCGACUGCGUCAUUUCCUGCAUGCAAGAAUGUUGGGCGGAGCAACCUGAAAGUCGACCCGAUUUCAAAACUAUCAACGCAAAACUCAGACCCAUGAGAAGAGGAAUGAAACCUAACAUAUUCGAUAACAUGCUAGCUAUGAUGGAAAAAUAUGCCAACAACUUGGAGGCUUUGGUGGAUGAGAGAACGGACCAAUUAAAUGAAGAAAAAAGGAAAACUGAUGCAUUGCUAUAUGAGAUGCUGCCAAAAUACGUCGCUGAUCAGCUGAAGAAAGGCCACAAAGUGGAGGCGGAAUCAUUUGAUAGCGUGACGAUAUAUUUCAGUGACAUUGUUGGGUUCACAAAAAUGGCAGCUCAGUGCAGUCCCCUAGAAGUAGUGGAUUUCCUAAAUGAUCUCUACACUUGCUUCGAUUCCAUCAUCGAAAAUUACGACGUCUACAAAGUAGAAACCAUCGGUGAUGCUUACAUGGUCGUCAGUGGAUUACCAAUCCCGAAUGGAGAUAAGCAUGCGGGAGAAAUCGCCUCCAUGGCACUGCAUCUCCUGGAGGCCAUCAAAAUGUUUUCUCUCCGACACAAACCUGAAGAAACUCUCAUGCUCAGAAUCGGAAUCCAUUCUGGUGCUGUUUGUGCUGGAGUAGUGGGUCGAAAGAUGCCUAGGUAUUGCUUAUUUGGAGAUACAGUGAAUACGGCGUCCAGGAUGGAGUCCACUGGCUUACCACUGCGCGUGCAUUGCAGCGAAUCUUGCAGAAAUCUUCUUGAGAAAUUAGGAGGUUAUGUACUUGAAGAAAGAGGUCUCAUUAAUAUCAAAGGUAAAGGAGAUAUGAAAACUUUCUGGCUAACAGGCCAAAUAGAUUCCUACAGAAUAAAGAAACUGCAAGAGCAAGAAAUGCCCCCAAAAUCCAACUCAAAUCAACCCGUUACAAGAUCUUCUCUGAAACAGCCCAACAAGCUAGCCAGCUCUAAAUCUAUCUGCAGGAGACUAUCUCUCGACUCUCCGAAGAAUCUUUGAAAUAUUUUGCAUGGAAACGGUGUUUCUGCUGUCACGUCCAUUUCUGUGAUUUUUGAAAGAGUUUUACGGUCUCUUUUCAGCAGUAAAAUUAUUCUAUUUUAAUUCCUAAAGAAUUUCGUACGAAAGACCAUCGUAGAUUUAGAAGAAAAAAACGUAUGAAAAUCAUAUGAAGUAUGGACUUUAUUUUUCUUUAGAAUUAUCGUUUUCAUUCACAUUAUCAUUUCCAUUCUGAAUAGAAAAUCUCCUGCAGAAUUAAAGA